Messenger RNA from Astyanax mexicanus (Mexican tetra), 6357 nucleotides. It is a transcript of the gene thrb, whose product is annotated as thyroid hormone receptor beta. The record is from RefSeq and is a predicted model, not a curated record. Gene Ontology annotation, biological process: thyroid hormone receptor signaling pathway; retinoic acid receptor signaling pathway; positive regulation of transcription by RNA polymerase II. The transcript has 14 exons. Bases 786 to 2033 code for a protein of 415 amino acids. Lineage: Eukaryota; Metazoa; Chordata; Actinopteri; Characiformes; Acestrorhamphidae. Gene Ontology annotation, molecular function: zinc ion binding; RNA polymerase II cis-regulatory region sequence-specific DNA binding; nuclear receptor activity.
GCGAUCAAAUCUGGGCGCUGCAGUUCUCGCUCUGCGCUCUGCCGCCGCCGCGCCGCUGCUCCCCGGCUCCGUGGUGAAGUUGCGCCGGGCGGAGUGCGCUGCGCUGCGGGGUCAUUCCAGGCCACUCGCCCGCGCUGAUCCGGGGCCGCGCUGUUAGCAGGUAGUUAGCCCGGACUCUGCGCGCGGAUCUCCGCGAACACUCGCUCUCAGAGCCGCGGGAAUACUCCAGCCCUGUCGCGGGAGGAGGAGAAGCGGGAGGGGGAUAUAAUACAGCGGGGAUUACAGCUUCGAGAUCACGACAUGGACAGAAGAGGACCUGCAGCUCCUCGGCUGUUGAACGUCUUCCUCCAGCGCUAUUAGCCACCGUUUCCUCUCGGCGCUUCUGGAGUCUCAGGCUGAUAUAUACUCCUGUAGACACGGCGGGGUCGGGAGUGUAAUAUAAGGCGGUAGUGAGGCGAGGCGAGGCGAGGCUCGGCCCCAUUUCUGCUUUUGGUUCGUCCUGUCGCCACAGAGAGCAGCCAAUCACGUGAACGUCUAAAAAUAGCCCCGGCAUUUUUCCAUCCGAACACAUCGCCUCUGCUUAUUAUACAUCCUUACCCUCCACCAGAUUUUCAUGUGUUUAUGAAUCACUGCUCCUCAACCCUGGCAGGACUGAAGGUUCCCGGAUUUCUCUGGCUUCACUGGAGUGAACCUCACUGGAGAGGACCCAGGUAUCAAGCAGUGCGAGAUAUCGAGGAGUCCAUGAGCGAUGAGAGAAUGAAGUUUAGGCCCUGAUCCUCAGCAGUAUGUCAGAACAAGCAGACAAAUGCGCCCCCCGCUGGAAACAAGAGGCCAUGCAGAAUGGGUACAUACCAAGUUACCUGGACAAGGACGAGCUGUGUGUGGUCUGUGGGGACAAAGCAACAGGUUAUCAUUACCGCUGCAUCACCUGUGAGGGCUGUAAGGGUUUCUUCCGGCGGACGAUCCAGAAGAACCUGAACCCGACGUACGCCUGUAAGUACGAGGGAAAAUGCGUCAUCGACAAAGUCACUCGCAACCAGUGUCAGGAAUGCCGCUUCAAGAAGUGCAUUGCCGUUGGCAUGGCCACAGACCUGGUGCUGGAUGACAGUAAGCGUUUGGCGAAGCGGAAGCUGAUCGAGGAGAACCGCGAGCGCCGGCGGCGAGAGGAGCUGCAGAAGACGGUGUGGGACCGGCCGGAGCCGUCGCAGGAGGAAUGGGAGCUGAUCCGCAUCGUAACCGAGGCCCACAUGGCCACCAACGCGCAGGGCAACCACUGGAAACAGAAACGCAAAUUCCUGGUCGAGGAAGCAAUGCUACUUAAUGAAAUAACUUGUAAUUUAUUCUAUACUUCUGACCAGAGUGCAGUGGGGGUGAAGGAAACCAAGCCUGAAGACAUCGGUCAGGGGCCGAUCGUCAAUGCGCCGGAGGGGAGUAAAGUGGACAUAGAAGCCUUCAGUCAGUUUACAAAAAUUAUAACCCCCGCCAUCACCAGAGUGGUGGACUUCGCCAAAAAGCUGCCUAUGUUCUGCGAGCUGCCUUGUGAGGAUCAGAUCAUCCUGCUGAAGGGCUGCUGUAUGGAGAUCAUGUCUCUGCGGGCGGCGGUGCGCUACGACCCGGAGAGUGAGACUCUCACGCUGAACGGCGAGAUGGCGGUCACGCGCGGGCAGCUGAAGAACGGCGGUCUGGGCGUGGUCUCGGACGCCAUCUUCGAUCUGGGCGUGUCCCUCUCCUCCUUUAACCUGGACGACUCGGAGGUGGCGCUGCUGCAGGCGGUCAUCCUGCUCUCCUCCGAUCGUCCGGGUCUGACGAGCGUGGAGCGGAUCGAGCGCUGCCAGGAGGACUUCCUGCUGGCCUUCGAACAUUACAUCAACUACCGCAAACACAAGGUGGCGCACUUCUGGCCCAAGCUGCUGAUGAAGGUGACGGACCUGCGGAUGAUCGGCGCCUGCCACGCCAGCCGCUUCCUGCACAUGAAGGUGGAGUGUCCCACCGAGCUCUUCCCCCCGCUGUUCCUGGAGGUGUUCGAGGACUGACGCAGCGCCGAUCACCCCCCCCCCCCAUCCCCCGGCCCUCACACACACACACACACACACACACUUACACACACACUCACUCUCACACCAGUGGCGCUUAACCGCACCCCCUGCCCUCUGCGGACUCCUCGAUUAACGUUUAACUCUGUCCUGAGUCACUACUGAGAGUCAACAAUUCAAUUCAUUCCAUAGAGUUAAAAAAAUCAGAAAAUAAGAAAAAUAUAAACAUUUUAAAAAGUAGCUCUCGGGCCGAGUUUCUGAACGGACCAUUCCUUAUACAAUGCGGGUACAUGUGAAUAGCGUUCUAUUUCGGUUUGUUUUGUUUGUUUUUUGAUUGUUUGUUUUUAUUCUCUCUCUCUUUCUCUCGUUUUGUACAUUUUUCUUUUCUUGUUCUUCUCAUUUACUCGAAAAUAGGUGUAUUUUUGUUGUUGUACAGUUUAAAUUUCAUAAGUGAUCCUACAGUAUCUCCCAGUAUCUCACUGUCACUCAGCUCAUCGCUCAGCUCGCUCGUACGAUCUACGCAGCGUCUGUAUCGACGUGCACAGAGUUGAGUUCCUCGUGGAGCAGGAACCGUGUGGAGAUCUGUGGAAGAGAACACAGGAACACAGGCCUUCAGGAGGAGAUCUGGAGCCUCUGGUAUCAGUCUGUAAAUCCUGAACUGAACUCUUGAUGAAGAAAAGGAUUCUCACUACAUUUCAGCCAUGUUUCAUCCAUAACUCUGCAGAGCAAGACCUACUUUCAUACAGUACAGACCAAAAGUUUGGACACACACUCUUUUUCAAUGCGUUUUCUUUAUUUAUCAUGACUGAUAUUUACAUUGUAGAUUCUCACUGAAGCAUCAAAACUAUGAAUGAACACAUGUGGAGUUUUAUGUACUUAAUAAAAAAUGAGCUGAACCUCCACAGUCACCGGACCUGAACCCAAUCCAGAUGAGCUUUGGGGUGAGCUGGAGCACAGAGUGAAGAAGACAAAGGAGCAACAAGUGCUAAUAAACACCUCUGGGAACUCCUUCCUUCCUUCAAGACUGUUGGAAAACUUUUCAUUUCAGGUGGCCACCUCUUAAAUGAAGCUCAUUGAGAGAAUGAUGCCAAGAGUGUGCAAAGCAGUAAUCAGAGCAAAGGGGGCUAUUUUGAAGUAACUAGAAUACAUAUAUAUUUUUUGUUAAGUACAUAAAACUCCACAUGUGUUCAUUCAUAGUUUUGAUGCUUCAGUGAGAAUCUACAAUGUAAAUAUCAGUCAUGAAAAAAUAAAGAAAACGCAUUGAAAAAGAGAAAUUUGUGUCCAAACUAUGUUCAUACAGUCAUUAAUCAGUUUACACACUAAUACAAGAACACACAAGAGUUUUCCAGCACUGUUGAUGAGCACGAACUUCAGAUCAUAAAAAAGUUAAAGCAGGCGAAGUCCAGAAUCUUUCUGAAGUGAUUCAGAAGUGUGUGCAAACUUCUCCAGCCACUCAAAUCACUUUAGUUGAGAAAUGCCACUGUUUAGGUGCCAAAAAGUGAGAAUGCACACACGUGUAACGCUUGUGUUCUCUGGACCCGUUGGGAAGUUGACCCGUUGGGAGCCACGUUUCGAUUUUCUUUUCCGUUUUGUUCUGUUUUUCUGUUUCGUUCCGUUCUUUACCGUACCCAUCAUCCAUAUCCUCAGAUCACCCACCCACCUGUCUGUCUGACUGACUGAAUGACUAUCUGUCUGUCUGUCCGGCUCUUCUAGGAACUCCUGCGCAUUUCACUGUGUCAUAUUGUGGCGAGAUAGACGAAGGUGACGCCUCCGCUCGGACUUUUGAUGGUGCUAUGAGUUUGCCUAUUUAUACCUCUGUCAGACCUGUCAGUCAACCUCAGAAUCAGCCGUUUGGGUGAUACACACACACACACAUAUAUAUAUAACACACACACACACAUUUACAUCCACACUGCACACGAGCAUGUACAGCGAGGAGCGGCGAGGUCCUCCAUGGAGAGAAAGAAGGAGAGAGAGGUAAGGACGACCCGUCGCUCCGGAACACAAGCGUGACCUCGAGGAGACGUUGAGGAGAUUGUUCCACUUUCAGUCUGUCUGGGUUUUUUUUUGUUUGUUAAUUUUUUGUGUUUAUUUCGUUUUGUUUAAUUUUUUCAUAUGACAUCAUCCUCAUUACGUUACAUUGUACUGCGACACAUUAUCGCCACAUACCUCCGCCAUCGAUGACUGGUCGUUUCUAUCUAUCUACAAACAAACAGCAACAACCACAACACUUUGCCUCAAGCUCACGUUCUUCUCUGUAAAAGUGAUGCCUUUCGUAAGCAAUAGACUCCUGCUCUGGUGGUUCAGCUUAGAUUUAGGACUACAAAACACACACACACACACACACGGACUACAAACACACACAAAUACAUGCACACCAAGCACAGACUCAGACGAAAUGCACAGACAAUCAGUGUUUGAGAUGAAAGAGAGAGAAAAAGAGAGAUAGAGGUGCCUGAAAGACAGACUGGAAGCUGCAGCUGCUCUCCUGCUGAUAAGAUAUAAAAAGGUAUACAGGUCAGGUAUAAGUGCAGUCAGGUGUACACAGCUGCAGGUCGCACUGCAAUCUAGGGCUGCACGGUGCUGGAAAAAAACUAAUUUACAUUGCAAAUGUUCUUUUUUUCAAUUAUAUAUCAUAUCAUGAUAUUAAACAAUGCAGAACCCAGCCCCGCCCCCACCCGUGCACCGUCUCAUAUUUCGACCAUAUUCUGAGUCCGAGUCAGUGCCGAGCAGCUCUUAAAACCCAAAUAAAACAGCAAAACUACAGUAAUCGGCCCUUUAAUCAGCAUUUAAAUUGUAGCUUUUUAAAAAGGUAAAUAAGAGCGUGAAUUCAGCUGUAACUGGAAAUAUCUGCACUGAUAAACUGUGCUGCACUGAGGAGCACAGCUUUCCACACGUGCUCACGUUUACAAGCACGUGUCCAACCAUGUGGAUGGAGGCCAUGCGUGAGGUUACCUCGUGUUUACUCCUCGUGCGCUCCCCCUCCCCCUUGCACUUCUCAGGCAGCAGCAGCCUGUCACUCACACAGACACAGAGACAGCGCUGUGUACCUACUUCUUGAGUCGAGAAUCAAAACAUCACAACAUGCACAUCGCGACCACGAUGCUUAAAAAAACGAUAUAUCGUGCAGCCCUACUGCAGACCUCCUCUCGUCUCCUGAGAGAGGCGCAAGAGAAGCUUCAGAACACAGUGGAAAAAAAAUGAAAGAACACGCAGUGAUUUCAACAAAAAACACAACAAAAGAAGCCCACUACAGAAGAUGAUAAAUUAUUUUACAGUAUAAAUAAGAAAUAAAUGAAAUAUUUAAAAAAAAAAAAGCGGUUGUAUAUUUUCAGACAGUAGAUAUUUUUUACAGAUGUUUGCAUAUAAUGAACAUUUUCCAUUUUACACACAAACACACUCUCACACACUCACACACGGUCAACUAAAGCUUGGUUUAAGCCGUUUCUAACAAAAAAAAAAAAGAAAAAAGCCACACAGGUUUUCACACAGGUUCACUUUCCAGUAUUACUUCCUGCCAUUCCGAGAAAAUAAAAAUAAAAAAACAUUAAGCUCCUUCCACAAGAGAGACUUACGGUGAUUACAAUCAGUUCAUAACGGAUACAUACUUCCUGGAACUUCAUACUGGAUGAGCCAAAACCCCACUGUAGAGAGAGAGACACCUAGGCCUCCUCCUCCUUCCUUCAACUGUUUAAAAAAAAGCGGAAAUCAAGCGAAUCAUCCUCAGAAUCUCAGAAACAAUCUCAGAGAAUGCGUUUUUUUUGUUUCUGUUCGUAUGUGUCUUAAUGUCUAGCCAACAGAUUCGAUGUGAAAGGUGAAGAUCUGGAUCUGAGAGGUGUGAACAGUGAGCCUGGCUUCUGGGGGGUAAACAGGCAGUCCUGAAAUUGAGCUGAAGUUGGAAUUAAGUUAAGUUUGGGUUUUGGGUUUGACUCCAUUAUAAUAAAACUUCAGUCUGUUCAAGUGUGGAUUAAACGUGAAUCAGUUCCUGAAAGGCUUUGGAGAUUUUGGGUUUUUUUGUUUCGUUUUAUUUUUUUUUUAAACCAAAUUUUUCUGUAUUGCACACGGCUGCUGUGAGACAGUGAAGCCGAGGAUUAAAUAGGAUUAAGAGUUUGGACUGUGCUGAGAUUUGGGUACCCUGGAGGAAAAGAGAGAAGUUGCACUAAAAGAACGUAAUCCUGGAUCUGAUCGACGAUUGUAAAACGAGGGCGAAAUUCGGAUGAGAAUGAGGAGGAUAAUGGUGACAGUGGUGAUGAUGAUGGUGGUGUUUGUAUUUAAUAUGAACUGGCUCUGAGAAUAAAGGUGGUUUUGUUGAGAAAUAUCUGAA